AUGGCAACAAAUCGUACUAUCAGGCCAGCCCUAAUUGUGGUGGACAUGCAAGAAGAUUUCUGCCCUCCACAUGGGUCACUCGCCGUGGCAGGAGGCCGUGGCAUUGCUUCGAUAAUCAACACUUUACUUGCAAAGCCAGGAUUUGUCGUGCGCAUCAUGACCCAAGACUACCAUCCAAAGGACCAUAUCUCAUUUGCCAGCAAUCAUCCAGGGCCUGAUAACCAGCCCUUCACUUCAUUCGUCACGAUGAAAAAUCCCGCUCCGGGAAAGGAAUCAGAAACAAAACCACAGCAACUCUGGCCCGUCCACUGUGUGGCUGGUACCCCCGGCGCAGAGAUUAUCCGAGAGGUUGAAACCUCUAGCGAACAUCUAGUUGUUCAGAAAGGCAUGCGCCCUGGAAUCGAGAUGUACUCGGUGUUUGCGGAUGCUUUUGGAAACUGUGAUCAUGGGACCAACGCACAUUCGGUCAGCCUAGAUGUUGCCGCGGUUCUCAAGGAUCAAGGCAUCACAGAUGUGUUUGUUGUGGGCUUGGCCGGGGAUUAUUGCGUUAAGGCUACGGCUCUUGAUGCUCUCAAGGUUGGAUUCAAAAGCUGGGUUAUCGAGGAAGGAACCAAGUGUGUCGUACCUGCUGAUUGGGAUGCCGUUAAGGAGGAGCUUGAGACUGCAGGAGUGUCUAUUAUCUCUAUGAAUGACCCUAUUGUCAGGGAUCUAUAA
Molecule: messenger RNA, 714 nt
Organism: Penicillium mononematosum
Lineage: Eukaryota; Fungi; Ascomycota; Eurotiomycetes; Eurotiales; Aspergillaceae
Product: nicotinamidase
Exons: 2
Coding region: 1-714 (237 amino acids)
Source: RefSeq, a predicted model, not a curated record